Pocillopora verrucosa is the source of this 1330-nucleotide messenger RNA. RefSeq lists its product as uncharacterized. Lineage: Eukaryota; Metazoa; Cnidaria; Anthozoa; Scleractinia; Pocilloporidae. The record is from RefSeq and is a predicted model, not a curated record.
AUGCCCUCCAAAAGAAGCAAGUCCAAAAUAUCUUUCAAAUUAUUUUCAGCAAAUAAUUAUUCGCGGUUUGCGAGCAGAUUCCCAUUCUUGAAAGAACGACAGAUCAAGACAAAACUUUUUCAGUCAUGGAGGAAGUUUAAGUUCAGUCCCGAAACCACGACGAACAAAGGAGGGAUCCAGAAACUAAAAUGUGUGAAUGAAAUUGUUGCUAAUGGAGCCGAGAGUGGCCCGCCAAAGAAAGGAGAGGAAGAUGUCGCGGAGAAGAAACCUGAGCGUUCACCCAUUAAUAAAUAUUCAGUCAAACAGCGUAAUCUUCAAGAUGACCGUGCUAAAAGGAAAAGUAUCGGAACAGCAAAUGAAGAGGAUGACAUAUCCCCACUGCGCAGAGCUUCUAGGAGUUUGAAAAUGACUGACAACACACUACUCACAAAACGAAAACAAAACGAGUUCAUCGAUCUAUUUGAGGAGAUAAACGCAGAAACGUUGUUGAUCGAACCAGUUGAUAUCAGCAAUAUUGAGCUCUUAUCGAGUGCUAGUGGCAGUUUUGAUCGCAAAGAGUGGCUAAAGAAGCUUACAGAAGAAGGGACAUCCGAAAAGAGCAACAACACGGUUUCUGGAAUGUUCAAAUGGCGAGCCGACGGGAAAAAGAAGAAAAAAGUAAGAAAUGGGGAAAAAAAUAAACAUGAAUCAAGGUUUUUAGAGAGUAGCAAAUGUGAAGGCGGCAGGAACUUCUUCAGCAUGUUUGAACGCGAGGACGAUAUCUUUCUUUGAGCAUGAAAUUCAUCCUGACUCAAAAGCUGACUUAAAGCUAACAGGUCUAUUUUGACGAUUCCAACCGAUUGAAUUUUACGCCUUGUAAUACAAACAUUUUUAUCCACUAAUGUACUGCAACACUUCAAUUCUCUCGUUUGAUGUAAACCCUUUAUCUCUCAGAUGUGAUCGGCCUUCCGCAAACAAGUGAUGAGAAUACUCGAACGUAUUAGGAAGAUGUUAUCUUGAUCUACUACCAAACUCCCGAAACUAAAAUGCGUAGCAGCUAAAGGGAAGAAUCAAUAAUCAGAUCUUGAGGGUUACAGGGCUAAUGAAAUUCAGUGAAGUGGGAAAGGCAGCCUGAAUAACCUGUUAAUUAUGAUUUAUUAUAGAACCUUCUUUCAAUGUUUAUAUCAGUAUUCAUUAGUAUUCAUUUCACAAAGUGAUAUAUUUUCCUCUGUUUUUUGAGGGCAUUAAGGACGGAUUUUUGGGUUAGUUUUCGCACGACAGCUGGAAAAAUGACUUUCCAAAAUGUUAUGAACAACAAAGUUUGUCUUUUAAAUGUACUUUAGCAACGAUA